AUGUGUAGAAGAGUCCUUAUUGACACUGGGGAGCCAGCUACUCCUGAAUAUAUUGGCUGGUUAAAAAGGCAUUUAAAGCAGGCACUGUCAGAGUUCAGCAUCUCAAUUCAAGAAAUUUUAGUGACACACUGGCAUCACGAUCAUACUGGUGGAAUACCUGAUAUCUGCAAAAACAUCCCUAAUGACUCUGAAUAUCGCAUCUGCAAGCUUCCUCGUGUCCCUCACUGUGAAGAAAUAAUAGAAGGAGGACAUAAAUAUUUUUAUCUUAAAGAGGGAGAUGUGGUACAGACAGAUGGAGCCACACUCAGAGUUUUAUAUACGCCUGGACACAGUGAUGAUCAUAUGGCCUUACAUCUAGAAGAAGAAAAUGCUGUAUUUUCUGGUGACUGUAUUUUAGGGGAAGGAACAACAGUAAUUGAAGACCUGUAUGAUUACAUGGAAACUUUGAGAAGGUUGUUACAAAUGAAACUAGAUUUAAUAUAUCCAGGUCAUGGCCCAGUAGUACGUGAUGCAAAUGCUACAAUCCAAGGCUACAUUUCUCACCGAACUGCACGUGAACAGCAAAUUCUAAAUGUUUUACAGAAGAAUGCUGGAAAAUCAUACACAUCCUCGGAGCUUGUAAAGAUAGUAUACAAGGAGGUCCCUGAAAAUUUACUUCUAGCAGCAGAACAUAACCUCAUAGUCCACUUGAAGAAGUUGGAAAAAGAAGGAAAAGUGUUACAUGAUGCGUCUCCCAACUUCAGAUGGAGAAACAACUUAUAAGUUAAGCAAGAUUGCUCAAGAAUAUUUUUAAUCUUCACGGUUGCUGCAUGAAGAAAAUACAAUUACGAGCUCAGACAAUAUGUAAAAUAAAAACUAAUUCUUCUUUCUUUUUUUUUUAAAAAAGUGGUAACACAAUUUUAAGGCAACGUUAAAGCAAAGUCAGUUAACUAAUGUUUUUCAUAUUCUACUUUAUGGGAAUUUUAAAAACAACCUGAUAGGCACUGAGUUAAUAAAAUGGAAUGAGUGGGAAGAAAUGAAUGUUACCUCUGUUAUAAAAUACCCAGCUUUGUCAUCGGUGGCAGAAGACAAAUAGCAAGGUCUUAUAAACUUAAUAUUACAAUAUUAUAAAGCAAUAUUAUAAACUUAAUAAAUCAGAUCUAUAAAAAAUGCCUAGUAAAAAGAAUAGAAAAGAUGUUAUUCUAAACCUAUUUUCAUUUGCUUGUGCUUUUCAAAAGUUGAUUUUCUAGUAAGUUACCUGUACGUUCUAAAAAACAAAUUAUUUUUGUUAACAGGGGUUUAUAUUCCUUUCCUAAUUUAGCUGCCUGUGCACAUCUUUGCUGGUUGCUUACUGGAAUAGGUUUUAACAGGUGCUGAAAGUAAUUUCAGACGUCUCUGUUUUCCGGUGGAAACACCAUUUCUAUGGAAUUCAUCAAAGGAUUCAUUAAUUUUAACUAAUCAAUGUCAAAAAAUGCACGGAGUUGGAGCAGACUCUUAAAUUCCUUAUAAGAUUCUGCAAGAACAUGAUUAAAAAGCUGUAUAAAUUGAUACGUGUUACACACUACACAAUGGUAAGUUUGUCUACCACUUUAUAAUUAACAAGCUUCAACUUUUACCGUUGAAUCCAUUUAAACUACAGAUACUUUAACUAAAGGUUGUAUUUGGUUGUAAGAUACUGUAUAGUGUAUUAAAGUACACUGAAGAUUAAUUUAAACUGCAAGUUCAGUUCUUUGUGUAGCUUACACUUUCAGGAUAGUGUAUAAAUAUUUGCAUUGCUUUGUGUAUUCAAAGUGUGUGAAGUUUUUAUGAUUUAUGCACUACUUUUAAUGCUGGCUCAACCUUAAAAAAAAAAUCAGAUAUGAGAUGUUUGAAAGUACCAAUGACAAAUGUAUGCCCUUGAAAAUCCUUGAAAACCUUUCACCAUUCAAUCCUGUACCUUCAUUUGUGAAACGUGCUUGGGUAUUUAAGGCAUGUCUUAAUAAUUGCCAUUAUUUUAUUAAGCUGAUGGCAUUUGUUCUGAUCAGUGGAGCCAAAUCCAAUACAAAAAUACUCCCAGAACCAGCAAUCCAAAACUGAUUCUGAAGUAGUAACCAGACCCCCAAAGAGGGAAAAUAGUAGCUUUCUGCUCUAUAAAGUUAUGCUUUUUGCAAAAUUCAUUGAUCUGGUUUUUGGCCACGUCAUGACUCUUGUUCACUUUUAACUUUCUGUGCAGUGCCAUUUUGGGGUCUUUUUCAGGUCUCCUUUUAUAUUUUCUGUUUACUUGCAUUUUUCCAUUUCAGCCUCUUUUGUGUGUGUGUGUGUGUGUGUCCCCAAACCUUAUUAAUUUCAAUUCCUUUUGGAUUGUUUCCCUCCUUGCAAUUACUCAGAAGCUUUUACAUGGACUUCUUGCCAUUAAUAGUUACUGUUUUCCUGUAGCUAUUUCAUGAAUUUAUAGUUACAUUUCCCAUUGCUAGGAAUAAGAAAUUAUUACCGUUUUCUUUUUCAAAAACGGAAUUCACAUGCACUGAGUGAUGUCAUUUUGCUUCAGGGAAGCAGAAAGAUCAGUGAAAUGGCACAGUUUUCUGUCAUAAGGUCUGAGAACCUACGCCAGCAGGAAGGUGGUAUGAAGAGGUGAUGUCUCAUUAAGUUUUUGAGCUGAAGAAGAAAUCAAGUGGCAGGCAAAAUGUCACUGAACCAUUUUCUUCUGUUUUGCUAUAGUUCAUUUUUAAAUGCACGGAAAUGGCUUUAGAAUUCAGUUAAAGUAUUGUUGGAAUUUGCAGGCAGCGAAGAAAGCGAGAGGAUACAAAUCAGAAUUCCACGUUCUGUGCUGUGCUGCAGAAAGUGCCUGACAUUCUCAAAAAGUGAAGGAAAUUGCCUUUUAACCAGGCUUGUCAUUAGUGAUCGCGGAUGGUGUCUCUGGGAUAUUAAAAGCAGAGAUUGCACUGUUACUAAGAUGUAUAUACAAUAAAGGGUACGUAUAUCAGUUCUGGCAUCUUGUAAAAAUCUUAAGACUUCCUUGCUGAUUAUGAGGUUGUAAGUCAGAAGGAGUAUUUGUUUGUUUAAAAACAGAAUGGUAAUGUAAGCUACAUGCCAUGUGUGUAUAAAAAUGGGGAUUAGCCUGUUUACAUCCCUUGUAUUGAAUACAUUCAUCUGUGCAGAAUGCAUUAGAAGUUAAGAAUAAAAACAGGAGAAGGGGCAAUUUCUGUCUUGUCAAGCUGGAAGGGCGAAUGCCAUUCAAUGUGUUAACUUUCUAAACAGGUGAAGUAGAGCUGCCUGACAGGACGGUGUAGUGA
Messenger RNA from Egretta garzetta (little egret), 3251 nucleotides. RefSeq names its product lactamase beta 2 (gene LACTB2). The record is from RefSeq and is a predicted model, not a curated record. Gene Ontology annotation, molecular function: RNA endonuclease activity; single-stranded RNA binding. Gene Ontology annotation, cellular component: mitochondrial matrix. Lineage: Eukaryota; Metazoa; Chordata; Aves; Pelecaniformes; Ardeidae.